Ochotona princeps (American pika) is the source of this 4894-nucleotide messenger RNA. It is a transcript of the gene PHKA2, whose product is annotated as phosphorylase kinase regulatory subunit alpha 2. The transcript has 32 exons. Gene Ontology annotation, biological process: glycogen metabolic process. Gene Ontology annotation, molecular function: calmodulin binding. Bases 276 to 3929 code for a protein of 1217 amino acids. Gene Ontology annotation, cellular component: phosphorylase kinase complex. NCBI's taxonomy places the organism in Eukaryota, Metazoa, Chordata, Mammalia, Lagomorpha, Ochotonidae. The record is from RefSeq and is a predicted model, not a curated record.
GUGGCUGGCCUGGUCGAGGCGGAGUCGCCACAACGCCAGCCUCCGUCUCCGCCCCCGCGCCUCCCGGCCGAGCCAUACUGGCUGGCUCGCUUUCCAGUUACACUUUUCUUUCUUUCUUUCUUCCUUUUUUUUUUGAAAAGUCCCCACCUCCUCCCGCCCUUCCCCAUCCUGGGUAUUUGAGAAGCCUGCUUACCAGGCAGCUGCAGGCCAGGCGGCCCGCCUCUCCGCAGCAGAGCCGACUUCUAGCGACUUCUGGAACCCGGAGCGUGGAAGAGAUGCGCAGCAGGAGCAAUUCCGGGGUCCGCUUGGAUGGGUACGCGCGGCUGGUGCAGCAGACCAUCCUGUGCUACCAGAACCCUGUCACGGGGCUGCUGUCUGCCAGCCACGAGCAGAAGGAUGCCUGGGUGCGAGACAACAUCUACAGCAUCCUGGCCGUGUGGGGCCUGGGCAUGGCCUACCGGAAGAAUGCCGAUCGGGAUGAGGACAAGGCCAAGGCCUACGAGUUGGAACAGAAUGUGGUGAAGCUGAUGCGAGGUCUGCUGCAGUGCAUGAUGAGGCAGGUGGACAAAGUGGAGAAAUUCAAGCACACUCAGAGUACCAAGGACAGCCUGCAUGCCAAGUACAACAGCGCCACCUGCAGCACUGUGGUGGGCGAUGACCAAUGGGGCCACCUGCAGGUGGAUGCCACCUCGCUCUUUCUCCUGUUCCUGGCCCAGAUGACUGCCUCAGGUUUGCGUAUCAUUUUCACUCUUGAUGAAGUGGCCUUUAUACAGAAUCUCGUUUUUUACAUCGAGGCUGCAUACAAAGUCGCUGAUUACGGCAUGUGGGAGCGCGGAGACAAGACUAAUCAAGGCAUUCCGGAACUGAACGCCAGCUCUGUAGGAAUGGCUAAGGCAGCGCUGGAGGCAAUUGACGAACUGGACCUUUUUGGAGCCCAUGGAGGGCGCAAGUCAGUGAUCCAUGUCCUGCCUGAUGAGGUGCAGCACUGCCAGUCGAUUCUGUUCUCCAUGCUGCCCAGAGCAUCAACGUCCAAGGAGAUUGAUGCCGGACUUCUUUCCAUUAUCUCUUUCCCGGCCUUUGCAGUUGAAGAUGUGAACCUGGUGAAUGUGACCAAAAAUGAAAUUAUUUCCAAGCUGCAGGGACGUUAUGGAUGCUGCCGCUUCCUUCGAGAUGGCUAUAAGACUCCGAGAGAGGACCCAAACCGACUGCAUUAUGACCCUGCUGAACUCAAGCUUUUCGAAAACAUUGAAUGUGAGUGGCCUGUGUUCUGGACAUACUUCAUAAUAGAUGGAAUCUUCAGUGGUGAUGCUGUCCAGGUCCAAGAAUACCAGGAGGCCCUAGAAGGAAUAUUAAUCAGAGGCAAAGAUGGGAUCCGCCUGGUGCCAGAACUCUACGCCAUCCCACCUAACAAGGUGGAUGAAGAGUACAAGAAUCCUCACACGGUGGACAGAGUUCCUCUGGGGAAGCUACCCCAUCUGUGGGGCCAGUCCUUGUACAUCCUCAGCUCGUUGUUGGCCGAGGGAUUCCUUGCCACUGGUGAAAUCGAUCCCUUAAAUAGAAGAUUUUCCACCUCCAUCAAACCUGAUGUUGUAGUGCAAGUCACGGUUCUGGCGGAGAACAGUCACAUUAAGGAGCUGCUGAGCAAACACGGGCUGAACGUCCAGAGCAUAGCUGACAUCUACCCGAUCCGAGUCCAGCCGGGCCGCAUUCUCAGUCAUAUAUACGCCAAACUCGGACGGAAUAAGAAUAUGAAAUUGAGUGGGCGACCGUAUCGGCACAUUGGUGUCCUGGGAACGUCUAAAUUAUAUGUGAUUAGGAACCAGAUCUUCACUUUCACACCCCAGUUCACCGACCAGCAUCACUUCUACCUGGCCCUGGACAAUGAGAUGAUGGUAGAGAUGCUGAGGAUCGAGCUGGCUUACCUGUGCACCUGCUGGCGGAUGACAGGCCGACCCACGCUUACCUUCCCCAUCACUCACACCAUGCUCACAAAUGAUGGCUCAGACAUUCACCCUGCAGUUCUCUCUACAAUUCGAAAACUGGAGGAUGGAUAUUUCGGAGGAGCUAGAGUCCAGUUAGGGAACCUUGCGGAAUUUCUCACCACAUCGUUCUACACGUACCUGACCUUCCUGGAUCCAGACUGUGAUGCGAAGCUGUUUGAUGGUGCCAGCCAAGGGAGCGUCAGUCCCAAUAGCGAGUCAGAGUUGGGAGGAUAUUUAGAAGACACUGAUAAUCAAGAAAACCAAGAUGAACUUGACAAGUAUAUCAACCACCUUCUGCAAAGCACUUACUCCCAAUGCCACCUGCCACCUCUGAGUAAGAAGAUGGAGGACCACAAUAUUUUCAGUGCCAUCCACUCCACUCGGGACAUACUUUCCAUGAUGGCAAAAGCAAAGGGUUUGGAAAUUCCAUUUGUUCCCAUGGCUUUGCCAACUAAAGCGCUCAGUACCCACCGCAAGUCACUGAAUCUUGUUGACUCUCCUCAGCCACUCCUUAAAAAGGAGCCUGAAGGUGACUUCCAGUGGCCCGGAGAUGACCAAGGUGGCAUGGACUGUGAGAAGCUGCUUGAGCAGUUGAAGGAUUGCUGCAGCCUACAGGACCAAGCAGACAUCCUGUACAUUCUGUAUGUCAUCAAGGGUCCCAGCUGGGACACAGCCCUCUCUGGACAGCACGGGGUCACUGUCCACAGCCUGCUCAGCGAGCUCUACGGGAAAGCUGGCUUGAACCAGGAGUGGGGGCUGAUCCGCUACAUCUCAGGCCUGCUCAGGAAGAAAGUGGAGGUCCUGGCCGAGGCUUGUGCAGACCUGCUCUCCCACCAGAAGCAGCUCACGGUGGGCCUGCCUCCAGAGCCCCGGGAGAAGACCAUCUCCGCGCCUCUACCCCCGGAGGAGCUCACACAGCUCAUCUAUGAGGCCAGUGGGGAGGACAUCAGCAUCGCGGUGCUCACCCAGGAGAUCAUGGUUUACCUGGCCAUGUACGUCAGGGCCCAGCCCAGCCUCUUCGUGGAGAUGCUCCGACUGCGGAUCGGACUCAUCAUCCAGGUCAUGGCCACCGAGCUGGCCAGGAGCCUCAACUGCUCAGGGGAAGAAGCUUCUGAAAGUCUGAUGAACCUCAGCCCUUUCGACAUGAAGAACCUGCUGCAUCACAUCCUUAGUGGCAAAGAGUUUGGCGUCGAGCGAAGCAUGCGCCCCAUCCACUCCUCCGCAUCCAGCCCUGCCAUCUCCAUUCACGAGGUGGGACAUACUGGAGUCACCAAAACCGAGAGGAGCGGCAUUCCCAGGCUGAGGAGUGAGAUGAAACAGAUGACUAGGCGAUUGAGCGCUGAUGACCAGCGGUCCAGCACCCCGUCCUCGCCCACGGGCACAUCCUCCUCUGACUCAGGAGGCCAUCACAUCAGCUGGGGGGAGCGGCAGGGCCAGUGGCUGCGCCGGAGGCGUCUGGAUGGAGCCAUCAACAGAGUCCCCGUGGGCUUCUACCAGAGAGUGUGGAAGAUCCUUCAGAAGUGCCACGGUCUCUCCAUCGACGGUUAUGUCCUCCCGUCCUCGACGACUCGAGAGAUGACCCCACACGAGAUCAAGUUUGCUGUCCAUGUGGAGUCAGUGCUGAACCGCGUUCCCCAGCCCGAGUACCGGCAACUGCUGGUGGAAGCCAUCAUGGUGCUGACACUGCUCUCGGACACAGAGAUGGAGAGCAUUGGGGGCAUCAUCCAUGUGGACCAGAUCGUGCAGAUGGCCAAUCAGCUGUUCCUACAGGAGCAGAUGACCAUGGGAGCCACAGACACUCUGGAAAAAGACCAAGGCACGGGGAUCUACCACCUCUUCUACGACAGUGCCCCGAGCGGGGCUUACGGCACCAUGACCUACCUAACCAAGGCUGUGGCUUCUCACCUGCAGGAGCUGCUGCCCAGCUCAGGCUGCCAGAUGCAGUAAGCCCUCACUUGCAGGCGUCACCACCCUCAGCACCUGUCACUCAUCCCCCAAGACCCCCACACCAGCACAAAAGCAGCCCCCUCAAACAAUCGCUGGGGGCCAUGGCAACCCUCUCUACCUAAAACUAAUGAGAGCCGAGGAAUCCUGAGCUCCCCCCCCCUCCCCCACAGCCCCUACUUCCCGCUCCCAAUAAGCACCCUGGGAUCAUUUCAUGGCAACAUUUGUCAUAGCAUCUGGGCUCCCGGACUCCGAGGAGGACUUGGCAAUUGACUAACUGAGAGCUACAGAAACAGGCUCUGAGCUAGUGACAUCUUGAAGACGGAGAGAUGCUCCCAGAGCAAGAGUAGACGAGCAGACCUCGAUCGAAGGAACGUCUUCCCAGGAUGGGGUCUGUGGACCACAAUGGCUACCAUUUCCUGGGCCUCUCAUCCCACUGCUGUGGCUGCUUUAUGCAAUAGACUUCUCUUUUAUCAAGAUUUACAUGACUAUUUCCAGUCCAUUUUAGGUCCUGAUCUUCAAAGACGUACAUUAUCCCUAGCCACUCGUGAAUUAGGGCUCCCUCCUGUGGUAGGAAGUCCCACAUCUUCUGUCUGGGGUGAAUGUGCCAGCAGCAGGCACCUGCUCCUGGGCUCUGGGUGAGCCAGCCAUAGGCAUGAGUCAGCAGAUGCCCUGGGAAUUAGUGGUGUUCCCGCAGAAAACAGUGCUUCCUCUUAAAGAAACAGGGGUCACCUGGGAGGGCGACCCCUUUUCAGGGAAGCCCUUGGCACCAUCAGGCCCUCAGGUCAGUGUGGUUGAAACCCUGCCAGGGGCUGGCCGUUCUCUUGGCAGGUGUCCUGUGGUAGCUGAGAUUGUUUACUAGGCAUUGUUGCCUCGGGGGAGUAGGCACCCAGCAUGGGAUGCGGUUCUGUGGAAAGAAUUAACUUUGAAGGCAAAUAGACAGCUGGGGGCUAAAGGAUCUUCUCCGG